UGUAUUGUAUUGUAUUGUAUGUACCCUUUGUUCUUGUUUUUUGUUUGUUUCUAAUAUAUGCAUGCUCCAAAUUUGGCACCUUUCUCUUCUUUUUCGUUUACCUUUUCUAACUUUCUCAUUCUUCUUCUGCUUCCUCAACAAACCACCCUCAAAGCCCUCUUCCUUCUUCUUCCUCACCUUCUGGAAAAUUCAGAGGGGGUGUUAUUGAAUUACCCCAUUGAUGUCAUCAUGGCCUUUCAACUGGCUCAACUCAUCUGAGUUGAGCUAUAAAACAGCAUCAGAAGAACCACAAAAACUGGAUGCAGUUGGCAAGAAUAGUUCCUUGAAUUGGGAUCAGAAAGCAAAAUUUACUGCCAGUUCUGGUGCUGUUGGUUCACCAAGAGAAUCUAGAUAUACAGUUUCAAAGAUGGAUCCUCUUUCCAAGCCUAACUCCAAUUCACACAAUAAUUAUCAACGCUCAUUGCCAAGUCCUGGUAAGCCACCAAAUUCUGAACAAACAACAACUACUACAACAAGAAAUGCUGAUAUGAAAAGUAAUUCCAUAACAAGCCAUGGACAAGGAAGUGGUAAUUCCAGUCGUAGUGACAGCUUAGAAAGCUCCAGUGCACCUCUUAGACCUCACACUGGUGGGGAUGUUAGAUGGGAUGCCAUUAAUAUUAUGAAUGCUAAGCCUACUCCAAUUGGUCUCAGCAAUUUUCGGCUUCUCAAGCGCCUUGGUUAUGGAGACAUUGGCAGUGUGUAUCUUGUUGAACUUAGAGGAACUAACACUUACUUUGCCAUGAAAGUUAUGGACAAAGCUUCUCUUGCAAGUAGGAACAAGUUAUUACGAGCUCAAACAGAAAGGGAAAUUCUUGGACUUCUGGACCACCCAUUUUUGCCCACUCUAUAUUGUUACUUUGAAACUGAUAAAUUUUAUUGCUUGGUAAUGGAAUUCUGCAGUGGAGGCAAUCUCCAUUCCCUUCGACAGAAACAACACGACAAGCACUUUACUGAAGAGGCUGCCAGGUUUUAUGCAUCGGAGGUGUUAUUGGCUCUUGAGUAUCUACAUAUGCUAGGCAUCGUGUAUAGAGAUUUGAAGCCAGAGAAUGUGCUAGUAAGAGAUGAGGGACAUAUCAUGCUUUCAGAUUUCGAUCUCUCACUUCGUUGCUCUGUCAGUCCAACAUUAGUCCAAUCCUCAUCUGUAAAUGCCAACAAUGGUACUUAUGGCUUUGGAGGAAUUCUCAAUGAUGGGCAUGCGGUCCAUGGAUGUAUGCAGCCAUCAACAUUUUUCCCACGCAUAUUGCCCUCAAAAAAGAACCGCAAAUCUAAAUCAGAUUUUGGCCCCUUUGUUGGAGGUGCCCUCCCAGAACUAAUGGCAGAACCCACCAAUGUACGCUCCAUGUCAUUUGUUGGCACACAUGAAUAUUUAGCCCCUGAGAUCAUUCGUGGAGAGGGCCAUGGAAGUGCAGUGGACUGGUGGACAUUUGGCAUCUUCUUAUAUGAACUGUUACAUGGCACAACUCCCUUCAAGGGACAAGGCAAUCGAGCAACACUGUUCAAUGUUGUAGGGCAGCCAUUGAGAUUCCCAGAAAGUCCACAAGUCAGCUCCAUGGCUCGUGACCUUAUAAGAGGACUUUUAGUGAAAGAACCCCAGAAGAGAAUUGCUUAUAAAAGAGGAGCUACAGAAAUAAAACAGCACCCAUUUUUUGAAGGAGUCAACUGGGCUCUUGUGAGAAGUGCAAUGCCUCCUCAUGUACCUGAACCUGUAGACUUUUCAGUUUUUGCCUCGAAAGAGUCUUCUGCUCCUGGAGCUACAGCCAAGAAGGCGGCACCGGGAGCCUUUGCUGAUAAAGACACUGAUAGUCCGAAAGAUUCUUAUGUAGAAUUUGAGUAUUUUUAGAAUGUGGAUAACAAAAUGCGCUGCUUUUGGGCACAAAUUUACUUGUGUAUACAAACAACUAAAAGGGAAUCCUAACAAGACUUUUU
Molecule: messenger RNA, 1965 nt
Organism: Mangifera indica (mango)
Lineage: Eukaryota; Viridiplantae; Streptophyta; Magnoliopsida; Sapindales; Anacardiaceae
Product: serine/threonine-protein kinase RHS3
Exons: 4
Coding region: 221-1879 (552 amino acids)
Biological process (GO): protein phosphorylation
Cellular component (GO): plasma membrane; cytoplasm; nucleus
Molecular function (GO): ATP binding; protein serine/threonine kinase activity
Source: RefSeq, a predicted model, not a curated record